AUGGUAGGAAAGAACGAAAAGUCUGGAUUAAAAAGAAUUGCGUCAAGAUACAAGAUGACGCCAGGAGUGCAGGUGGGCUCAGUCAUAACCUGCGCAGAUAACGGUGGUGCAAAGUCCAUUAAGAUCAUUGCCGUCAAGGGUAACAGAUCAAGACUUAACAGACUCCCAUUCGCAGCCCCCGGGGAUAUUAUCGUGACUUCCGUGAAGAAGGGAAAGCCAGACAUGAGAAAGAAGGUCGUCCCAGCCGUGCUCAUCAGGCAGAGAAAAUCCUGGAGAAGAAAAGACGGAGUUUUCGUCUCCUUCGAGGACAACGCAGCUGUGGUGAUAACCGCAAAGGGAGAGAUCAAGGGAACUGCCAUCACCGGACCAGUCGCCAAGGAGUGUGCAGAGCUGUGGCCAAAGAUCUCCUCCAUGGCAACCAGCAUCAAGUAG
This is a messenger RNA of Nematocida major, 432 nucleotides long. Its product is annotated as large subunit ribosomal protein L23e. Gene Ontology annotation, biological process: translation. Gene Ontology annotation, cellular component: cytosolic large ribosomal subunit; ribosome. The transcript has a single exon. The coding region runs from base 1 to 432 and encodes 143 amino acids. Lineage: Eukaryota; Fungi; Microsporidia. The record is from RefSeq and is a predicted model, not a curated record. Gene Ontology annotation, molecular function: structural constituent of ribosome; large ribosomal subunit rRNA binding.